This is a messenger RNA of Microdochium trichocladiopsis, 1722 nucleotides long. Its product is annotated as MFS transporter. NCBI's taxonomy places the organism in Eukaryota, Fungi, Ascomycota, Sordariomycetes, Xylariales, Microdochiaceae. Bases 1 to 1722 code for a protein of 573 amino acids. Gene Ontology annotation, biological process: xenobiotic detoxification by transmembrane export across the plasma membrane. Gene Ontology annotation, cellular component: membrane. Gene Ontology annotation, molecular function: fluconazole transmembrane transporter activity; xenobiotic transmembrane transporter activity. The record is from RefSeq and is a predicted model, not a curated record. The transcript has 3 exons.
AUGUACGAUCUCGUGCGGGACACGGUCUUUUCGCACACUCUGCGUGUUCUCACUGGAGGCCGCGUCUUCAAGUAUCCUGAAGAAGAAGACUCGUCGCUGUGGAAGCGCUAUGUGCACCCUGAAAAGUCGCACAAUAUCGCUCGACAUGGCCAUGUUGAUGGGCCACAGGAUGACAAUGGCAACAGCGAGACCAGCAGCGACUCGCCCUCCAGCGGCGACGGCCCACGAAGAUCCUCGGCAACAGCCAUCGAGCACCACAAUGUCGUUCAUGGCACGAGGAAGCUGCCUGUGGAUCCUGAAAAGGGCAAGGACUACUUCAUUGUGGACUGGUACGGGCCUGACGACCCUGAGAACCCCCAGAACUGGGGCCGCUUGAAGAAGGUCUUUGUGACCUUUGAAAUCACGUUCCUCACGUUCGCCGUAUACAUAGGCAGUGCUAUCUACACUGCCGGUCUCCUGGACGUGGUAGCGUCCUUCAACGUCUCGACCGUGGCGGCCACUUUGGGCCUGACCCUCUUCGUCGCCGGUUAUGGCCUGGGACCGAUGAUCUGGGCUCCCUUGUCUGAGAUUCCCCAAAUUGGCCGCAACCCGGUGUACAUCAUCACCCUCAUCAUCUUUGUGGCCUUCCAGGUCCCUACAGCCCUCGCUCAUAACUUCGGCAUGCUCCUCGCAUUCCGCUUUCUGACUGGUUUCUUCGGCUCGCCCGCACUCGCCACCGGCGGCGCCAGCAUCGGCGACCUCUAUGAGCCAAAGAAGCGUACUUAUGGCCUCGGCAUCUGGGGCAUUGGCGCUGUCUCUGGUCCGACCUUGGGCCCCCUAAUUGGCGGCUUCGCAGCCGAGGCCAAUGGCUGGCGAUGGCCCAUCUGGGAGCUCAUGUGGCUGUCCGGCGGCACGCUGCUGGUUCUCAUCUUCUUCCUCCCCGAGACUUCGUCCGCAAACAUCCUGUACCGCCGCUCGCGCCGUUUGCGCAAGCUCACGGGGAACGACAAGCUUAUAUGCGAGCCCGAGUUCCAGGGUAAGGACAUGACUACGGGUGACAUUGCAAAGAUGACUCUCGUCAAGCCCUUUACCCUUCUUUUCACCGAGCCCAUCGUGUUUGCGCUGGACUUGUACAUUGCACUCAUCUACGGCCUGCUAUACAUCUGGUUUGAGUCCUUUCCCAUCGUGUUUACGGGCAUUUAUGGCUUCAGCCUCGGUCUGGAAGGGGUCGCUUUUCUCGGCAUCCUCGUUGGUGUGCUCGUCGUAUUUCCUUUCUUCUGGUGGUACAAUAAAGCCUAUACGGAGCCAAACUUCAACGAGAAUGGGGAGUUGAAGCCCGAGCUUCGUCUCCCGCCGUCCUUUGUCGGGGCUUUCGCCAUCCCGAUCUGCUUGUUCUGGUUCGGCUGGAGCAGCCGGCCCGACAUCCACUGGAUCAUGCCCAUCAUUGGCACCGCGUGGUUCAGCAUCGGCGCUUUCUUACUUUUCAACUCGGUCAUGAAUUACCUCAGCGAUGCUUAUCCCGAGUCUGUGGCGAGCAUCCUGGCAGGCAAUGACUUCCUGAGAAGCGCACUUGGUGCAGGAUUUCCACUAUUUGCCAGGGCCAUGUACGAGAGGCUUGGUGUCGCAUGGGCGAGCUCCACCUUGGCCUUCAUCUCGGUCGCGUUCAUCCCGAUUCCUUUCAUCCUGUAUAGGUACGGCGAGAAGAUCCGUCACAAGAGCAAGAACGCCAGACACGACUUGUAG